AUGGCUGAUUCUAAAGAGGAUCAAGCUAAGCCUCUAGCCCCACUUUCUCUCACUACCCGAAGCGACCAACCCCUCGAAGAUCAUCAUUAUUACCACGACGACCGAACCAAACACUUUCACUCACGGUCACGGACCAGACUGAUCUUAUGCUGCGGUUUCAUCGCAUCUCUAACUCUGAUAAUUGCGUUCACCUUCAUCGUCCUCUCUCUCACGGUUUUCCAUCUCCAUAGCCCAACUCUCACCGUCGAUUCCAUAUCAAACCGAAACGCUACGGUCUCGUUGGAAAUUUCCUUGCGCAAUCCCAAUGCGGCGUCGUUUAAAGUGAGAAACGUUACUUUUUUGCUUCACUACGGUGACUUCGUGGUUGCUGAGGAUACUGGUAGAAGAAGUGAAACUAUUCCGGCGAAACGGACGGUUAGGAUGAAUCUGACGGCUGAGAUUGUUACAACAAAGCUACCAGCAUCUUUAGCAGGAGUGGAUUUGAAAAGCAGUGUUGUAGUUAGUGGUAAAGUGAAGAUCUUCAAGAUUUUCAAGAAAUCUGUUCAUCUUACAAAAGAUUGUUUCAUGAAGAUGACGAUCAACAAUUCCUCAAAGCUUACAUUUCAAUGUUCAAGGACAAGAAAUGCUCAUGAACAAAUCCAAACCUAA
Messenger RNA from Microthlaspi erraticum, 648 nucleotides. Lineage: Eukaryota; Viridiplantae; Streptophyta; Magnoliopsida; Brassicales; Brassicaceae. The record is from the annotation of a GenBank genome assembly.